Molecule: messenger RNA, 720 nt
Organism: Colletotrichum higginsianum IMI 349063
Lineage: Eukaryota; Fungi; Ascomycota; Sordariomycetes; Glomerellales; Glomerellaceae
Product: Autophagy-related protein atg10
Exons: 3
Coding region: 1-720 (239 amino acids)
Biological process (GO): protein lipidation; protein modification by small protein conjugation; macroautophagy
Cellular component (GO): intracellular anatomical structure
Molecular function (GO): Atg12 transferase activity
Source: RefSeq, a predicted model, not a curated record
AUGGUGUUCAGAGACUUCCCUUUCUUGACCCCGGACGAGUUUUCCGAAGUGUGCCAUCACUUCGACAGCCAAUACUGCCGCGCAACGCUGGGUCCUUUGCGGCAACGCUGGAAGCUGAGGGUGUGCACGGCCCUCGACACAACGUUUGCUUCUGGAGUUGAAUACACGACAUAUUUGCAGAUCAUACGGCCGCUGGAGACGACGCUGGACUGCGGGGAUCUCUCCUCAAUUCUGGACAAGUUUUCUUUCAUGAAUGGCAGUUCGGAAAGAGACGCACUUGGACUGGACGAUGAGGCUAUGAUUGAUGCCGAGGAGUCCGACGAGGCUGCUCUUGCGAAACCCCGCGUGCCAGACUCGGGACACGUAGUCUAUGAAGUGCACCUGCAUCCUACGUAUCGGAUGCCGUGCUUGUGGUUUACGUUGCACGGGCUGCCAGCCGACGAGCCCGCCUUCGACCUCGACACUGUCUUCCGACGACUGGUGCCCGAUCAGUUCAAGGAUGCCCUGCGGAGGACCGGCGGCAUCGGAGGGAUCUCCGGCGAUCACCACCCCCUCACGGGACUACCCUCAUUCUUCAUCCAUCCAUGCCUUCUCGGAGACGCCAUGUCGGGCUUCAACUGCUCCAAGGAGCAGUAUAUGAUGCUAUGGCUCGGCCUGGUCGGCGGAUGCGUGGGGCUCUGGGUGCCUAAAGAGAUGGCCAUGAUGGAUUCGACCGGCUGA